Molecule: messenger RNA, 282 nt
Organism: Cetraspora pellucida
Lineage: Eukaryota; Fungi; Glomeromycota; Glomeromycetes; Diversisporales; Gigasporaceae
Source: the annotation of a GenBank genome assembly
AUGACUUUUGAUCAUGAAGCAAAUAAUAAAUCAAAUAAAAAAGAAAGGUGGUAUUCUCUUCAUUAUUGCUUUAAUAGUCAUAUUAGCUUAUAUAAGAAUACUUAUCUAAAGCUUGUUGAAAUAGCUUUAACUCCUUAUAUAAAAUUCUUAAAACCUCAGUCUAACUUGUGUGCUAUCUGUGAAGAGCUUCAUUAUAAGAUUGCACAUAUUAAUGAUCCUCAAAAAAAAGAGAAUGUUAUCAAGGAAUAUAAUGAUCAUCUGCAAGCUGUCAGACUAGAAUGA